Messenger RNA from Cygnus olor (mute swan), 4049 nucleotides. RefSeq names its product torsin family 3 member A (gene TOR3A). Lineage: Eukaryota; Metazoa; Chordata; Aves; Anseriformes; Anatidae. The coding region runs from base 2563 to 3783 and encodes 406 amino acids. Gene Ontology annotation, molecular function: ATP hydrolysis activity; ATP binding. Gene Ontology annotation, cellular component: nuclear envelope; endoplasmic reticulum lumen. The transcript has 7 exons. The record is from RefSeq and is a predicted model, not a curated record.
AAGCUUCUGUUUUUUCUUAAACUGAUUUCUCUGUAGAAACCACCCUGCUGUGUAACAGGGUGAGAGUUUAUGUAACUGUAAAGUUUGAAAUGUUUCUGAUUAUAUAAUGAACACAGUUUUACAGAAGAAUACACAAAAACAACUUCAAGCCAGUGGAAAAGAACGUGGUUUUGAAAACCAGCUCUCUUCCUGAAUUUCCUUCAGAUUCUUUCCCUACGAUUUUUUGUUGAUUCUAAAAAGUAGAAAGGAAAGAAGUUUGUGGCAUGUGUGGCACUGGUGCUCUGUUCUUUCUUUGUAGUCUCAAUAUUUUUAGGAGACUGGGGGUAGGACUUGGAGGGAGAAAAAGAGGGAGAGAGAUCCCCCAAUCUCAUUUAUUCCAGAACUGUCUUUUAUUUACUGAUCUAAUCGUUGUCUGCGUUACACUGAGCUGCUGGAGAUGCUUUCCUCCUGCUGCCUCCUGUCAGAGUUCAUCUGUGGAAGUGUAGCAGGAAUUACUGUAUGGAAACAGAAAAAGCUUGAAAGGAUGGAUGCGUAGCAUUUCCCUGUUGAGCUGAUAGAGCUGUAGCUUAAAAUCCCAGACCGCAAGGUUCCCUCUGUCUGCUUGUACCGAGUUGUCAGAGGUGCUGAAUAAGCCAGACAUAACCACGUUUUUUGCAGUACUGAUUUUUCUUUCUCUUUAGAUGAUAUCUGCACUAUCAGACCCAACCUGACCCAAGAUCAUGGAUUUUUAAUCAGAUGGAUGCUGUUUGCCAGGGCUACUCUGGAAUAACUGUUAUGUUAUGUCUGGGGCUGGGCAGCCCCCUGCAGCUUCCUCUUCCUGUGAGACUGCCAGCUGACGACUAGCAAAUACUAUAGCAAGAGCUUGAGAUUCAGCAGAGGAAGGAAAAAAAAAAUAGAGAUGUAGUCCCAGCAAGCUGCACUAGGGCACUGACUGUCUGCUGUGCUUCCCAGCCCCGACCUUCCUAGCCAGAUUUGCAGUAUUUAUAGCCACCUGUAGAUGGAGAUCUGCUCCACUCUGUGCCCUGGUGGUGCUGCAAUCCUGCUCCCCAUCCACCUGAAUGAGUGAAUCGCAUUUAAGCAUCCACUUCAUUUUUCUGAGCACUUGGGAUAACCUUGAAAACUUUCCAUGUCGGAAACAACACAUCUCGGCCUUGUUUUGGUUAGGGUAAGUUGUGGGAGGACAUGUUUUGGUGCUGGAGUAACUCAUGUGAGUUUCUUACAGUAAGCCAGCAGUGGGUAUACCUCGGGGUAAAAUGCAAGAUAAAAGGCACUUAUCCACUUUUCGUCUCCCCCACACAGCUGAGUUUGUGUACUUGGCAUGUCAGUGCUGACUAGUUUUCCUCUGGAGGGUUCAAGUGUGCCCUUCCUUUACUGCCUGCUUCCAAAAUUGCAGCCAAGCUUUGCUUGGGAUCCUUGUCUCCUGCUAAAGCAAGAGCAGCCAGCCCUAGUGACUGCUCGCUGCUUCCCCGUACAGAAGGGGUUUUACAGCUGGUUGGAAAAAAACUGGUUGGUGGUGAGGUCAGUGGUGGUAACAAGUUGUGCCACGGCUCUCAUACAUGAUUUUGUGAUUCUCUGCUGAUCUGAACCUUUUUCCUGUCUGUUUGCAUGGAGUCCACCAUGUCCCUGUUUAUGUACUGGCGUACAAAGAUGCGCUGAUGUAAAAGUUACCAGCGAAACUUUCUACUGUAGAUGAGGAAUGUGACACCUCGAGUGUCACAGCAAGCCCAUGCAGAGUCAGCCACAAAAUCUUUUCUCCUGGAGCUUUGGUACAAUUGCUAAACCGAACUCGCACCCGAACAGCCAGCAAGUAACACCCAGAGAGCUCAUUACAGCUCCGUGUGCUGCCGGUCUGACUCAUCCCCGUCUCCUGCUCCCUUGUUUGUGCUGGUUAUUUUUGUGUCCCCUUGGAAAUGACCCUGAUGAGCAACUGCCAGCGCCUGGGGCCUGUGUAACCAGCUGUUUUCCCAAAACAGCAAGCCCAGAGGCAGGUAGAGACCUUCCCCGAAGUUCCCCUUCACGUCUCUGGCAACAUGUGAGUGUUUUAGAUUUGUAUGCGUUUCAGCUGCCACAAAAGGGCAAUGAAAUCCCCUACCAGCACCCGAGCACACUGCUGGAAAAAUCCCACUCCUGGAAGCCAAACCCACCGCCCCGUCCCAUGUAAGUGCUCUGCAGCAACGCCUCAGUCGGACCACGGGGCUCCUUACAAGAGGUUAUUUGUCACCCUUGGGUGCCUUCUGAGCAGGGAGAGGCAGGAGCCCGAGCUCUCUGCAGAGCAGGGCUAGGACAAUCCCAGGGGCCGGUUUUGCUGCGUGGCGCUGGGAGGAGGAGCCAUGUCCCAGCCCAGUGCCGUGGUGUGGGGACCGCGGUGUGGGGCAGGGGCAGUGGGGUGGCUUGGCUGGGCCCGGCGAGGUGUGGUGGUGCCACCAGCCCGCGGCUUCCCCCAGCACCACUCCGUUUGCGGGCGGCCAGGAAGUGAGAUCACAGCUCCAGCGGUUUGAGGCAGGACGGGAUCCAGAGGGAUCCAGAGGGAUCAGCACGCACCCCAGCGGGGCGUCUGCGGCCAUGGGCCAGGGCACGCUCCUGUCCUGCCUGGGGCUGGCUUGCUGCCUGCUGCUGCUGCUGGGUGGCUCCAAAAGCCUGGGGAGCCAAGGGAAGCAGCGGGGACCCUGGGAAGAGGACCAGAGCGCCGUGACGGAGGCGGCCCCGUGGGCCAGAGCGAGGUACGAAGCCGUGAAGAAGCACUUGGGAGCUGUGGGAGCUCUCUCCAAGCAGUACUGGCAGUACCUGGCUUGCAAGGUGUCACAGGAGGGCUGUGAAGAGGAGGGGAAGAGGAAGGCCGGUCCCAGCCCGGGUUGGAGCUUGCCCCUGGUGGGCCAGGAUUACCUGGAGAUCCUCUCUGCCUGGUACUGCAGCUUCGGGAAGUGCUGCAAGACAGGAGACUGCAGGAUAGUCAACAAUAUCACAGGGCUUGAAAUGGACCUCAACGGGCAGCUCCACGGGCAGCACUUGGCCAAAGAAGUUGUCGUGCAGGCGGUGCGACGCUUCCUGCAGAGCCCGCAGCCGGAGAAGGCUCUGGUCCUCUCCUUCCACGGCUGGUCUGGCACAGGCAAGAACUUUGUGGCCCGGAUGGUGGCCAGUCACCUGUACCGGGACGGGCUGAGGAGUGAGUGUGUCAGGGUGUUCAUCGCGCUCUUCCACUUCCCCCAUCACAAGUACGUGGACUCGUACAAGGUUCAACUGGAGAAGCAGAUAAGUGAGACUGUGCAGCUCUGCAAGCAGUCCCUGUUCAUCUUUGAUGAGGCAGAAAAACUUCAUUUUGGACUCCUGGAUGCCAUCAAGCCCUUCAUGGCUCGUGAUGGCAACGAGGGCCAGGUGGAUUACCGGAGGUCCAUCUUCCUCUUCCUCAGCAAUAUUGGUGGCAACACCAUCAAUGAGGUAGCCCUGGACUUCUGGCGGGCCGGCCGGGCGCGGGAGGAGAUCUCCUUGGAGUUCCUGGAGCAGCGGCUGCGGCUGGAGCUGCUGCAGCCCGCAGAGAACGGCUACGCCCGCAGCCACCUCCUUGAAGAGAACCUCAUCGAUUUCUUCGUGCCGUUCCUGCCCCUGGAGUACCACCACGUGAAGCUCUGCGCACGGGACGCCUUCCUGGCCCGCGGACUGCCGUACACAGAGGCAGCCCUCGACGAGGUGGCCAGGACGAUGGUGUUUGUCCCUAAAGAGGAGAAGCUCUUCUCUGCCCAGGGCUGUAAAUCUGUAUCCCAGCGCAUCAAUUACUUCCUUCCUUGAACAUCAGAUGGGACUACACCAGUGGUGAAGGCAGUUUUGCACACUAGGAGUUGCUCUCCUUGCAAAAGGUCAGGCAAGCAGCAGAUUACACAGCCACACAUUCGCACAGGGCCAGAGACUUAACUCCUCAUUGUUCUGAGGGCUGUUGGCAGGGUGGGCUGUGCACCCUGCCCAGCCUUACUCGUGGGGCACUGGCACAGCUUGUGCUUGGCUGUGUUUGAAGUCCCUCUUGUGUUUUUUUUAAUUCCUUCUUUUAGCCUGAAGAA